CGCACAUUUUCAUAUAUAAUACUCCAUGUAACGGCUAAUUUACAAUGGUACAAAAAUUAUGUCAAAGUGACGAAAUAAUUUCCGAGAUGUGUCACAGAUACUUUUUAGUGCGGCAAGAAAGAAAUUCGCGCUUGCGCGCCUGCGUAACGAUUGUAAACAAAACAACACCUUGAUCCGUGAACUCCCAGCAUCCCCCAAGGUGCGUGAUUCAAAAGUUUUAGGCUGGUAGGCCUAUAAGUAUUUUUCCGCGAAUUUUAAAAAAAACUUUUGUAAGUCGACGUAAAAUACGUCCAGUCGGCACACGGGAGACAAAAAAUGUCGACGUAAAAUACGUCCAGUCGGCGUAAGAGGGUUAACUGUUAAAGGCUUGUCAGAGGGUUUUACUCAUCUGGAGAGAGCCUUGGCUUCUUUUGAGGGAGAAGACCCUAACGUUGUCAGGUCUGACAAAAUCCGGAGAGGGAUCAUGGAUUUGGUAACUUUUUACAAGGAAACCCUGAAGGAGAAGCAGAUGAAGAAAAGUGUGCAGUCUAGGCUUGACACUUUCUUCCACAAGUCUCCAGUACCACCUCCCACUCCUAGUCCUGAAGUGGUGCCAAAUCCAGAUCCCCCUGUACUACCUGGACCCUCCGUAGCAGCCCGUCCACCUCUAGCAGACCCAUUUGAUAGUGAGGAUGACCCAGAUGACCCUGAGCCUUUCCAUGGUUUUGAUGUCUCGCCCUAUUCAUCAGAUGUAGCCUCCUCAGAGCCCAAAUAAGUUGAUACGACUACCAUUAUGACCUCUCCAACUCCAUCAGACUCCCAAGCACCUGCAAAUUCCACUCCAUAGCCCAGCCACUCUCAUCUACAUACCAUAUGCCCAUCCCAGUAAGCAAGCCAACCACUAGAAUUUGACUGACAUGCACCUUGUAACGUACAUAAACCAGACCUCUACAUAGCCUACAUCUCUUCAUUUCACUAAAGGCUGCCCAUCACCUUCUCAAGCUCUCAUCCUAGCCUGUCAUCUGUAUAAAGCACACUGAAGUUAGGCUCCCUACACAUGCAUACUAUCUCCAUCUCCAUCUCCCACAACCUAGCUAACAGCUUUGAUACUCACUAAAAGUUGAAACCCUGAAUGAUGUAGGCUAUGUGGCCACAAAAAACUUUGUCCAGGGUUACAUAGCAUGACAACUUUAAACUAAAAGUAAGGAAUUACAUACAUUCACUCUUUUACUCUUGAUAUACUCUACUUUACAUAUUGCAUUCAGGACUUUGUGUAGUAUUUUCUGGGCCUAACCUGUGUCGCUCCCUGAAAUAUUCCUAUAGCACUCAUUUCUAAGGUAUAAAUAUUGCUAAAUAUACAAGAUUGCUAAAUAUACAAGAGAAAAAGCUACAUUGGAUUAUACUAGAAUAAAUCUGGUUCGCUCACCCCUGUAUAGGGUGUCGGUAUAAAAACUGGGGCGAGUGAAACACUACCAGAGGUCUCCUGCCAUUUAUUCUCUUCCUUUGUCAAUUUCCCCCGUUCCAAAGAGGAGCCGUACCAAAGCCAUCUACUGCCUGCUACUGCUACAACUGCCUCG
Messenger RNA from Macrobrachium nipponense, 1556 nucleotides. RefSeq lists its product as uncharacterized. The transcript is spliced from 9 exons. The record is from RefSeq and is a predicted model, not a curated record. NCBI's taxonomy places the organism in Eukaryota, Metazoa, Arthropoda, Malacostraca, Decapoda, Palaemonidae. The coding region runs from base 464 to 754 and encodes 96 amino acids.